UGGCGGCAAACGGUGUAUGAAAGGUGCGGAAUGUUUUGGUUUUGGGACGAACAAUAAAAAUAGUGAAAAAUCGACGAACCCCGAGAAAAACAUGCAAUGGCCGGCGCUGUAACGCGAUUGCCUUGCUACUAAUACUGAGUGAGAUAACGUUACGCGGGUGUUGUGUCAUUCUUGGUGUAUUUUGAAAAGUGAUUUUUUUCUGUGAGUUUUCUCGCUAAUGUGUUCGCCUGUGGUAUUAAUAUGUGACAUCAGUUUACGCGAUAGAUAUGUCUACCGAUCCUGAUAAUAAUACAUGUCCUAAUACGAGUGCUAUCCAGGUUUUUGUUGACAGUGCCCCUGAAUUAGUAGGGGAUAGUAGUGAAAAUGAAUCUGACAAAAAGAAGAAAAAAUCUCGAAAUGUGUCCUUCCCUGAUGAAGAUCAGCUAGUGACCCAGUACUUCGAGCCGGCCAAUCCUUGGCAGAAUGCCGCCUCAACCAGCAAGGCGCAGCUGGCUGCGGAAUACCUGGAGUCGUGCCGGCGGCAUGGCACGCCAGCCAUCGAUUCAGUGCUGCAGCAGAUACGGGAACUGCCCGAGACGGCGAUCGGUGGAGCGACGCGUGCGCCUCGCCUCACGCUGUCCGAAUGUGUUCUCCAAGGCUCGGCGCCGGCGGACGCGUUGGAGGCUGUGCUACGGAGGGUGCAGUUCCGGCGGCUGGAGAUACACCAGGCCGUGAUAGAUGAUGAAGGCGCGGAGGCGAUAUUUGACAUGAUCGAAUACUACGAGAGCGCGAUAGUGGUCAGUAUCAACGGCGAGCGUCAGUUCGGCAUCCGGGGGUGGCAGGCCGCUUCCAGGAUGAUCAAGAAGAGCGCAGAGCUAUCCGAGCUAGAAGUGUCCGACAGCGCGUUAGAAGCGGCGCACGCGCCGGUCCUAGCGCGUGCGCUCCGUCCGCUCACGUGCCGACUUCGCGCGUUGUGUCUACAGCGGUGUUCAUUGUGCGGAGAGCCGCUGCUGUGUCUAGGUAGGUCCUAG
Ostrinia nubilalis (European corn borer) is the source of this 1010-nucleotide messenger RNA. RefSeq names its product protein phosphatase 1 regulatory subunit 37-like. The record is from RefSeq and is a predicted model, not a curated record. The transcript has 5 exons. Gene Ontology annotation, biological process: cell migration; regulation of Arp2/3 complex-mediated actin nucleation. Gene Ontology annotation, cellular component: lamellipodium; plasma membrane. Lineage: Eukaryota; Metazoa; Arthropoda; Insecta; Lepidoptera; Crambidae. Bases 267 to 1010 code for a protein of 247 amino acids.